Messenger RNA from Colletotrichum truncatum, 3207 nucleotides. Its product is annotated as Replication factor C subunit 1. Gene Ontology annotation, cellular component: DNA replication factor C complex; nucleus. The record is from RefSeq and is a predicted model, not a curated record. Gene Ontology annotation, biological process: DNA repair; DNA replication. Lineage: Eukaryota; Fungi; Ascomycota; Sordariomycetes; Glomerellales; Glomerellaceae. Gene Ontology annotation, molecular function: ATP hydrolysis activity; DNA binding; DNA clamp loader activity.
AUGCCUGCUGAUAUUCGGUCCUUUUUUGGACCAAAGGGAGGUGCUGCACCUAAACCUGCACCGAAGAAGGUUGAGGAGCCGCCAAAAAGUCGAAGAGGCAGAAAAGUUGUUGAAGACAGCGACGAUGACGAUGAGCCUGCCCCACCACCCAAGCCAGUAGUGAAGACUGCCGACAAGAAAAAGACCAAGUACGAUGACCACCUUUGUCUCCUAUGGAGCAAGACUAAUGGAACAUACAGAAGUGAGGAUGUAAAGGGUACCGAAACCACCGCCAGUGACUAUUUCGCGUCGUCCAAGUCAAGCAAAGCCACAAAGGCAGCGCCCUCCCCGAAGACUGAUCGGACGAGUAAGGUCAAAACCGAAGUGGAGGUCCGAACAAGCCCACGAAACAAGAAAACCACUACGAAACCAGCAGAAGAAGCCACAAAGAGCUCUACUUCAGCUCCCAGAAAGCGCGGCACUACAUCAUAUAACAAGCAUGAUUCGGACGACAACGCGGAUGCUUAUGUUGACGAGGGCGAUGAUGACGACGACGGCGAUAUCUUCGCAGCCGAUAUUAAAGGGCGAAGUAAGCGAAAGAACGAUGAUUACGUCGAGGACGAAAGCGAUGAUGAGAUACUUCCCAAGCCGAAGCGUGUGGCCUCUCGAACUGCCGCUACUGCAACCCCCACCAAGAGCACCAAGACAACAACCACCAAGGCGACAACGGGGACUAAGAGGCGCAAGACACCUGAAGAGGAAACGGAAGAGUCUGAGGAGGAUCAACCACCACCAAAGAAGAAGGCCCCCGCAAAGCCUCGUGCUCCAAGAGCCAAGAAGACUGAUGAGCCUGAAGACGCCGCUUACCAGUCAAUCUUGGACGACAUUCCCACUGUCCGACCUCCUACACCUCCUCAAAGGGACCCGAAUGUGAAAUUCGACUGGCGAAAGUCGGCUGCUGGCGGGGGUAACAGUAGUGCUGUACCUCCAAAUGCCGGUGCUGUGGAGUUGCCCGAGGGCGAAGAUGAGUGUCUUUCAGGCCUUACCUUUGUUUUCACUGGUGUGCUUCACACAAUCGGUCGAGAUGAAGGUCAAGCCCUGGUGAAGAAGUAUGGCGGUAAGGUUACAGGGGCGCCGAGCAGUAAGACGAGCUACGUUGUACUUGGCGAUGAUGCAGGUCCAAGCAAGUUGAAGAAAAUCAAAGACUUCGGCAUCAAAACCAUUAACGAGGAAGGUUUGUUCGAACUCAUCCGGCGACUUCCGGCCUACGGUGGCAGUGGCAAGGGCGCCGAAAAGGCACGAGAGAAAAAGAAGCAGGAAGAGGAAAAUAUUAAGAAACAGGCCCUAGAAAUGGAACGCGAAGAGAAGGCAAGAAAAGCUGCAGCGGAAAAGGCUGCCAAACAAGCUGCCGCUGCCCGUGGCACAACCGUAGCUCCCACACCGGCGGCUACUCCGGUACAACUUUGGACCUCUAAAUAUGCGCCGACACAGCUCAACCAUAUCUGCGGCAAUAAGGCUCAGGUCGAGAAAAUCCAGGCUUGGCUCAGGAACUGGGCAAAGUCGAGAAAAUAUGACUUCCAAAAACGUGGCGCAGAUGGUAUGGGAGGUACGCGUGCCAUCAUCAUUUCGGGCCCUCCUGGGAUUGGCAAGACAACUUCUGCCCACCUUGCUGCUAAACUUGAGGGUUUUGACGUUAUUGAGAGCAACGCCAGUGACACACGCAGCAAGAAGCUCGUCGAGAAUGGAGUGAGCGACGUCAUGAACAACACGUCACUGCUCGGCUUUUUUGCCGGGGAUGGCAAGAAGGUCGACGGUGAAAAGAAAAACAUUGUGUUGAUUAUGGACGAAGUCGACGGAAUGUCCGCUGGUGACCGUGGCGGCGUUGGCGCGCUGGCAAAGUUCUGCAAGAAAACUGAGGUUCCACUCAUCCUCAUUUGCAACGAGCGCAAACUGCCUAAGAUGAAGCCCUUCGAUUUCGUGGCCAUGGAUAUUCCCUUCAGACGCCCAACAGUGGAGCAAGUUCGGUCCCGUAUCAUGACGAUUUGCCAUCGUGAAGGGCUGAAGUUGCCAGUGCCGGUGAUAGAUGCUCUUAUCGAAGGCAGCAACAAAGACAUUCGACAAAUCAUUAACAUGAUAUCUACAGCCAAGCUCGACCAGGCAUCGAUGAACUACGAUCAGGGUAAAGCGAUGACAAAGGCUUGGGAAAAGCAUGUCAUUCUGAAGCCUUGGGAUAUCUGCCAGAAGAUGCUUGCAGGCGGGCUUUUUACUCCGGCCAGCAAAACAACCUUGAAUGAGAAGAUCGAACUGUACUUCAACGACCACGAAUUUAGUUAUCUUAUGAUUCAAGAGAACUAUCUCCGAAGCAAGCCCAUGGCACUCAACCACAAAGGAUACAACAAGAGAGAGGAGAACCUCAAGUACCUCGAACUUGUUGACCAGGCAGCUGAAAGCAUUAGUGACGGAGACUUGGUUGACCGCAUGAUCCACGGACCGCAACAACAAUGGAGUCUUAUGCCCACCCAUGCGGUCUUCAGCACCGUCCGACCCUCAAGCUUCGUUGCCGGCCAACUUAUGGGCUCCAACUUCACAUCCUGGCUCGGCAACAACAGCAAGACUGGCAAACUGGGCCGUUAUGUUCGUGAGCUGCACUCCCACAUGCGCCUCAGAUCAUCAGGCGAUGCCAACGAAAUUCGUCAGCAAUACCUGCCAGUGCUCUGGGACCAGCUCAUUCGUCGUUUGGCUGUGGAGGGCAAGGAUUGUGUCGAUGAAAUUAUCCAACUGAUGGACAGCUACUAUUUAACACGCGAUGACUUCGACGCCAUUCAAGAGCUGGGCGUUGGACCGCAAGCUGAAGGCCAAGCUGAGAUCGAGUCAAAAACCAAGGCAGCUUUCACGCGCACCUACAAUGCCAUGUCCCAUCCCAUCCCUUUCAUGAAGGCUAGUAAUGUCCUGGCUCCGAAGAAGGCUGCUAAGGAAGCACCUGAUCUUGAGGAAGCCAUUGAGGAGGAGGACGAUGCCGAAGCUGUUGAACCUGCCGAUGCUGUCGAAGAUGACGAGCUUGACCUCAAGGGUGACAAGUAUAUCAAGCAACCCAAGCCCAAGGCUAAGAGAGCCACGAAAAAGGUCAAGGCCGCAGGCGAUGAGAACGACGACGAUGCUGACGCCAAGCCAAAGAAAGGCCAAGCUAAAGGAAAAGCAUCGACAGCGAAGGGAAAAGGAAAGAAAUAG